AUGGAGCCAUUGGCAACGACCUUGUGUCCUCUGGAAUGCACACAAACCACCAGAAACGAAACCCCCAAUGAAACCACCUGGUCUUCAGAGCAUGUGACUAAAUACACGUAUAUCUCAAUCUCCCUGGUCAUCUGUUCACUGGGACUGGUUGGGAACGGCCUUUUGAUAUGGUUCUUGAUUUUCUGCAUCAAGAGGAAGCCAUUCACCAUCUACAUCCUACAUCUCGCCUUUGCUGACUUCAUGGUCCUCCUCUGUUCAUCCAUCAUUCAGCUAGUGAACACUUUCCACAUCCACGAUUCCACCUUAGUGAGCUAUGCCGUCCUCUUCAUGAUCUUUGGCUACAACACGGGCCUGCACCUCCUCACGGCCAUCAGUGUGGAGCGCUGCCUCUCGGUGCUUUACCCGAUCUGGUACCACUGCCGACGCCCGAAACACCAGUCCACUGUGGCCUGUACGCUGCUGUGGGCCUUGUCUGUUCUUGUGUCUGGUUUGGAAAACUUCUUCUGCAUUCUGGAAGUGAAGCCCCAGUUCCCAGAAUGCCGAUACGUGUACAUAUUUUCCUGUACCUUGACUUUCCUGGUCUUCGUCCCUCUCAUGGUCUUCUCGAACUUGAUACUCUUCAUCCAAGUCUGCUGUAACCUGAAGCCGCGUCAACCGGCCAAACUCUAUGUGAUCAUCAUGGCCACCGUCAUCCUGUUCCUUGUCUUCGCCAUGCCCAUGAAGGUGUUGCUUAUCAUUGGCUACUAUUCCAAUUCCACUGAUGCUUCUGUAUGGAAAUCUCUCCCCUACCUGAACAUGCUCUCCAUUAUAAACUGCAGCGUCAACCCAAUCGUCUACUUUGUGGUAGGCAGUCUGAGGAGGAAGAGGAGUAGGAAGUCCUUAAAAGAAGCACUGCAGAAGGUCUUCGAGGAAAAGCCAGUGGUGGCCUCGAGGGAGAACGAGCUACAGUUCUCCCCGCCCUUAUGA
Messenger RNA from Rattus rattus (black rat), 966 nucleotides. RefSeq names its product mas-related G-protein coupled receptor member H. Gene Ontology annotation, biological process: G protein-coupled receptor signaling pathway. Gene Ontology annotation, molecular function: angiotensin receptor activity. NCBI's taxonomy places the organism in Eukaryota, Metazoa, Chordata, Mammalia, Rodentia, Muridae. The record is from RefSeq and is a predicted model, not a curated record. The coding region runs from base 1 to 966 and encodes 321 amino acids. The transcript has a single exon. Gene Ontology annotation, cellular component: membrane.